AUGGCGGAGAACCGGUCAGAGAAGCCCUGGGGAUCGGUUGAGACGGAGGAAUCUCAUCCAUCUACCUCGCCGGACCCCUUGCCAGUCUCGCAGAAUGACGAGGAACGUGACCCUCUGCCGACAGACUCGAUGGUGACAGUUCCGCUCUCAGAUAUACAUACGGGGUCUAGGAUAUCUGGUGAAGGGCCUGCGCUGUCGGAUGCCGCAUACUGCCCUGACAGCAUCAGUACUGUUGGUCUUGGGCUGGAAAGCCCGGGUGCACCACAGGAUGACGGGGAGGCACAUGUUGAAGAUGAUGAGCCUGCGUCAGAGCCACAGGAUGAAGCGAUCCCCCCCAGGGCUCCGCCAAUUUUAUCUUUAGGCGAAGCUCGAAGCAUCGCCGGUAGCCAGAAGUCAGAUACGGACGACAGUCGAAGUGUUGACUGGGCCGGUCUAGAGGAGACAGAAGUUAACGAGUCAAAGGCAUCGGGGGACGACGUGUCAACGACGUUGCUGUUGGCACGACUAGAGCAGGAAAACAAUGCUCUGGCAACCGACCCUAAGUCAGCAUCCGCGAAGAAGGCAUCAAUCCGCAGUUCAAGGCCUCCCUCGAUCCAGCAGCUCAAGGAUCUUGUCAAUGAUCCUCGUUCUUCACUCCGGUACUCCCAGCUGCCAGCUCCCCAAAUGACCGAACUGGAGUUCUGGGCUGCUCUAGUUGCCGAUUAUCCUCGCACCGCCCAACGGCUCCCUACUCUUACCUCGCACAAGAUUCGAGGAGGAGUGCCACCUCCGCUUAGAGGUGUCGUAUGGCCUAGCAUUGCUGGGGCUCGCGAUUCUCACCUCCACGACGAAUUCGAGAAGCUGUGCGGCGAGACAAGCCCAUACGAGGGUCUUAUUGGCAAGGAUAUCGGAAGAAGCUUCCCCAACGUAGAGAUGUUCCGAGAUCCGCUUGGGGAGGGCCAGCAGAUGCUAGGCAGAGUUCUCAAGUGCUUUAGUCUCUAUGAUAGCAAAAUUGGGUACUGUCAGGGUCUUGGUUUUGUAGUUGGCCCCUUGCUAAUGCAUAUGAAUGAAGCCGAGGCAUUUUGUGUCCUUGUCAGGCUUAUGGACCACUAUGACCUGCGAUCGUGUUUCCUGCCAACUUUAUCCGGCCUCCACCUCCGUAUUUACCAAUUUCAGGCGUUACUCUCCCAACAUGCACCAGAGCUAUAUGCUCAUCUUGAUGCGCUCAAAAUAGAACCGGUCUAUGUGUCACAAUGGUUCUUGUCCUUCUUUGCUGUCACUUGCCCCCUUCCGAUGCUUCUUCGAAUAUAUGAUGUUCUUCUACUUGAAGGAGCCUGCGAGACUUUGAUGCGUGUUGCCCUGUCCCUUAUGCAGCGCAACCAGCAUAGGAUCAUGGCGUGCACCGAAUUUGAAGAUGCCAUGCAACUAUUGUUAUCUAGAAGCUUAUGGGAUCCAUACGCAUGCAAUGCCGAUGAUCUUGUUACGGACUUUGUGUCACUCACGUCUUUGGUGACACAUGAAAGCCUUCACGCUCUGGAGGUGAAGUAUCAGGAGGCUCAAGGCACUGCACAAAGCGUGUCACUGCCUCAACUUCAAGCCAUUGCUUCACGAUUCCUAGGUAGACUUUGGGCAGGAUCUAGUUCACAUAGCUCGGUGAAAUCUGUUACCCAUAGCCCCAGCGUUUCGACUCCAGCAUCGAGUCCGUCCAUAGGCGUUACUCGAACUCCGUCGAAGCAGAGCAUGGCUUCAACUCUCAACUCCUUGGAGUCAUCAGUAUCAGAUGCUAGUACUGCACCAACCGAGGCGUCUGCCUCCUCGAGCCCGAACAUCGAUCAUGCAACGCCAAAACAAAAGCCGCAGCGCCUACAGACCAGUGACAAGGACUUACAUUCACAGAUAGAGGAUCUCCUCAUCGCCCUUACUGACAUGCAACGGGAGCAAGCGGCUCUCGCAAAGCAGCUGCAGCAAGAAAGAGAGGAGCGCGAGGAAGACCAACUAGUAGCAGCUCAAUUGCUCUCUCAUAUCAAAGAGUCACCAACAGAACGGCCGGAUGCUGAGCUUAUUCUUAAGGCGGAAGAACGGUUCUCGUCACCGGAGCCGCGACGCAUGUCUAUGUUGCAAACCAAACAACAGCUUCUUGAUGACGUUGAAAUGUGGAAGAGCAAAUAUGAACUCGAGUCUACGAGGUGUCAGGACAUGGGCCGAACCAUUGAUGAGCACGAGCAGCAGAAUUCCCAACUUAAAGAUCAGCUCAAGGAGGCUCGGAGCAGGGUGCAAGACGCUCAUAGAGAAAAGCAGCGGCUUGAACGUACAAUACAGGAACUACGGUCGAAGAAACCCCCUCUGUCGAAGCUCCAAACCGAUCGUCCCGAUUCAGCUGGAUCAGAAGACGAUAAGUCUGCCAACGGCCUCCGGGAGUUCAAGCUUGGAAAGCCCAACUCUCCCAGGUCCGCCACAUUCUCAAAACGAACGAGCAGCUUGGGAGCGCCCAAGUCCCUUGUUGGCGAUGAGGAAGGCCUGCUUCUGGAGCUUGUGAAUGCCAAGACGUCCGAGGCGGUGGCACGUCAGGAGUUAGAGGAGAUGAAGGUCAAACUGGACACUCUCAAGCGGAUGAUGAGUCGCUCUGCGACUUCAGCUUCGCCUACUAAUGCUCCAGGUGACUCCAGCCCCAGCAUCUUGGUCACUGCCUCCAAAACAGCUACAGAUGCAGCAUGCCCCCCAAAGUCACCAAACCCGUCACCCGUGGGUUUCUUUACAGGAUGGGCCAGGCGCACGGCAUCAACAACUAAUGCUGUCAUUCCCGACUCCAAGUGA
Messenger RNA from Microsporum canis CBS 113480, 2793 nucleotides. Its product is annotated as EVI5-like protein. The record is from RefSeq and is a predicted model, not a curated record. The coding region runs from base 1 to 2793 and encodes 930 amino acids. The transcript has 4 exons. NCBI's taxonomy places the organism in Eukaryota, Fungi, Ascomycota, Eurotiomycetes, Onygenales, Arthrodermataceae.